GGGCUGGAAGGGGUUAAGCCGGGAAGUUGCAGCAGAAGUUGCGGGAGGAGGUGCAGCGAGGGAGGAGGAGGCCUGAUCGUCCCGCAGCAACAGGAGACACAAGAGAGGGGCAGCUGUCACAGGGAGAAGAAUGGGAUCAGGAGCCGCCUCUGCAGUUUAAUGAUCAAACGUCUGUCUGGGAGCAGAACAGGAAGCGGCCGCGGCUGAAUGAGAGUGAGCAGCUCCCCCUGGCGCAGCCUGUGAGCCGAGUGUCUGCGGGAGAAAAGGGGGGAAGCCAGCUCGCCUCUCUCCUCCCCUUGUGUCUGACAGUCACUGGGAGGGUGUGAUGAGUGCACAGCUCCCUCAUUACUAGUGUGAGUGCGGGCUGGGGAGCAGCGGGACACUCAAUCUACCUGCCGCAUCACCGUGCACGGGACAUCCCGGGACCCGCCGCCCCUCUCCGCAUUGUCAUCGGGACCCCGGGGGAUCUAACCGGCUGUGGCUACACCAUGAAGGCGAAGAAAGGUUUAGUUCCGCUGUCAGGCAGUGAGACUGAAGAUGAUGACGGUAUGGAUAUUCCACUGGAUCUCUCCUCCACUGCUGGCUCAGGGAAGAGGAGGAGACGUGGGAACCUACCUAAAGAGUCAGUCCAGAUUCUGCGAGACUGGCUAUAUGAGCAUCGCUAUAACGCCUACCCCUCAGAACAAGAGAAAGCCCUCCUGUCUCGGCAGACACAUCUCUCCACACUACAGGUUUGCAACUGGUUCAUCAAUGCAAGGCGUAGGCUUUUGCCUGAUAUGCUAAGAAAAGAUGGAAAGGACCCUAACCAGUUCACAAUUUCACGGAAGGGAGCCAAAAUUACUGAUGUGAUGCAGAUGGACUCACCAACUGGGGCGAAGCCCUACAUUCCCACUAUAGACGAGAACUCCUUUCAUUUCAGCUCCACGGGACCUAACCAGAGCUCAGGGAAGUUACUGGCCUCACAACUGUCUUCUCAGCAAUCUCUCCUGGCUCGUCCCUCAGUCAUCUGUCAUACCACUGUAACAUCGCUAAAUGAUGCUCCCUUCAACUUCACCCAUGUAUUGAAUGCUGGACAAAUCCCUGAAAAACCGCAAUCUGAGGCAAACAAACUAACAGAAACCUCACUUGUCUGCCACGAAGACACUAUAAAACUAGGACAAAACACAAAUUCACAAAGUGGACUUUUCAACACUCCUCCACCUACCCCACCAGAUCAUAAUCAGGAUUUCAGUGGUUUCCAGUUGUUGGUUGAUGUUGCCCUCAAACAAGCAGCAGAGAUGGAGUUGCAGUCAAAACUCAUGUCCUAAAUCUUCUUCACUUCUCUAGUGUUCUGAACAUUUCCUUCGAGCUGCCCAAGUCGAUAUCAAAGACAGAUGCAUUAAAUGAUUUUUUUUUUUUUUUUUUUAUAUUCGUGUUAUUUGCACACGGGAUUAUGAAAGUGAAGCUUUCUUGACUCGAAGAGGUCUUACCCCCUUUCAAUGACUUUGUUACUUUUUUUUUUUUCUUGGCCCGUUAUGAACUGUGACUACAGCCUUUGACUUUAGAGAGAUUCUCCAUUGCCAUUCAUGGAUAAUGAAUUCAGAAUGUCGCCAUCGUAUAUAUAUAUUUUUUUUCUCAAACUUUUCAGUAAUUUAAUAUAAAUCUCAGGGGUGAAGGAGAGCAGAUAUCAAGUGUUUGUGUGAUUGUAUAUAUUAUACAAUUACACCUACAUCAUAACUAUACUGUAUUUCAUUCCAAUCUUCCUAAAGAUAGAGCUACUGUAGAAACAACAUGCUUUACGUUUCUUGGUAGAUUUUGCUUAAAUGUGAGAUGUUUCCCAAGAUUGUGACUUAGUUUUUUUUCUUUUUUUUUUAAAUAAGUUUUGGUACCUUUUUCAAACUGUGCAAUAUUUAGAAAGAAACAGAUAGACCUUUUAUCAUUCCAGAGCAGCAGAAAAUGCUCACAUACUGUCUACCACAUUUUUUUUUCCAUUUCUUUCAGUAUAUAAUAAAGUAUUUUGUUUAAGGUAAUGUAAAAAUGUGUUUUUGUUACCUGGGGAUGAAAUGAGAAUACCAUGUAACUGGAUACUGUUCCCAUCUGGAAUAUUAACUGCUAUGUAAAGUUUUUCUUUCACAUGUAUUAUUUUUUUUGUAUGUUUUUUGUAAUAUAGAAAAUAACAA
This is a messenger RNA of Hyla sarda, 2159 nucleotides long. It is a transcript of the gene TGIF1, whose product is annotated as TGFB induced factor homeobox 1. NCBI's taxonomy places the organism in Eukaryota, Metazoa, Chordata, Amphibia, Anura, Hylidae. The record is from RefSeq and is a predicted model, not a curated record. The coding region runs from base 489 to 1307 and encodes 272 amino acids. Gene Ontology annotation, molecular function: RNA polymerase II cis-regulatory region sequence-specific DNA binding; DNA-binding transcription factor activity, RNA polymerase II-specific. The transcript is spliced from 3 exons. Gene Ontology annotation, biological process: regulation of transcription by RNA polymerase II.